AGAGUAUAUGUGCCAAAUUGAUAACUUCUAAUAAAUGGAGGGUGCAAUUAAUAAAUAAGGAGAGACGGAAAAAGAGACGCCGUUGAAACACCGCAAAACAGAGAAGCGCCUUUUGAUUGUCUCUCUCCCGGAGAUCUCUCUUUCUCUUCUUCUCCAUCCUUCUUCUCUCGGCGCGCGCUUCAUCCCCACCACCUUCGAAUUCGUGUACGAUCUCUAAAAUCCAGUUUUGCUAUCGACUUAUCUCUUAUUGCGCCAUUGUUAUGCAUAAGAAGGGGAUUUUAACAAUCUAGGGCCGGUGAAUAAGAUCAUACUUGAAAAAUCUGAUUUUGUAGAUGAAAUCGUUGUGGGCAAUUUGCUUGUUUGGUUAGGCCCUUUGAGGGAAGCUGCUAGGAUGGGUGUGAAGCAGGCUCUAAGGAGCAUUGAUGCGUUUCCAAGAGCAGAGGAUCAUUUGCUUCAGAAGACACAAUCUGGCGCUGUUGUAUCUAUUGUUGGACUUCUUAUAAUGGCUACUUUGUUCUUACACGAGCUGAGUUAUUAUCUUAACACACUUACAGUGCACCAGAUGUCAGUGGACUUAAAGCGUGGAGAAACUCUUCCAAUUCAUGUAAAUAUGACGUUUCCAUCUUUACCUUGUGAUGUACUGAGCGUAGAUGCUAUCGACAUGUCAGGGAAGCAUGAAGUGGAUCUUGAUACAAACAUUUGGAAGCUCCGUCUCAACAGUCAUGGUCAUAUCAUAGGCACAGAAUAUAUAUCUGAUCUUGUUGAAAAGGGGCAUGAGCAUGGCCACUCACCUCACAAGCAUGAUGGCAAAGAAGAACACAAGAAUGAGACUGAAACCGAAGCAUUGAAUAUUCUUGGCUUUGACCAAGCUGCUGAGACUAUGAUUAAAAAAGUGAAGCAAGCAUUGGCAGAUGGAGAAGGAUGUCGGGUUUAUGGUGUCCUAGAUGUACAACGGGUUGCCGGAAACUUCCAUAUUUCAGUUCAUGGGCUGAACAUCUAUGUUGCUCAGAUGAUAUUUGGCGGGUCCAAAAACGUAAACGUGAGCCAUAUGAUUCACGAUCUAUCAUUUGGGCCGAAAUACCCCGGAAUUCACAACCCACUUGAUGACACCAACCGAAUACUCCAUGACACCAGUGGAACAUUCAAAUACUAUAUUAAGAUUGUUCCCACAGAAUAUAGAUAUCUUUCAAAAGACGUACUGUCAACAAAUCAGUACUCUGUAACUGAAUAUUUCACGCCAAUGACUGAAUUCGACCGUACAUGGCCAGCUGUUUACUUCUUAUAUGAUCUUUCACCUAUCACUGUGACCAUCAAGGAAGAACGCCGUAGUUUUCUCCACUUAAUCACUCGUCUUUGCGCUGUAUUAGGCGGUACAUUUGCUUUGACAGGAAUGUUAGAUCGUUGGAUGUUCCGCUUUAUUGAAUCUUUCAACAAGAAGCCGAGUACUAGAGCGUAAACUAGCUGAAACAGAGACAAAACAAUGAGAAACAAAAAAAACCAAAGGAAGGAAGAAGAAUCUCUCAAAUCCCAAAACUUGUAUCUGCCUUCUUCAGACAACAACACCCACCAGAGAUUCCAGGAUUGAUGAUUACAUUACUCAGAAACUCUAGAAUCCAUGGAUAUAGUUUUUUUUUGAGUCUCUCUUAUGUAUUACUCUGAUUAUCUCUGGUUAAACUAGUAGAGUUAAUUUGUAAUUUUUAUUCACCUUGCUUCCUGGGAUUUUAACAUUUUUGCAUCUUUUCACUUGUCUCAGUAAAAAAACAAAAUUAUACUGUAGCUCACCGUAAG
Molecule: messenger RNA, 1788 nt
Organism: Arabidopsis thaliana (thale cress)
Lineage: Eukaryota; Viridiplantae; Streptophyta; Magnoliopsida; Brassicales; Brassicaceae
Product: Endoplasmic reticulum vesicle transporter protein
Exons: 12
Coding region: 392-1456 (354 amino acids)
Cellular component (GO): membrane; cytoplasm; endomembrane system
Source: RefSeq, marked reviewed